Chironomus riparius is the source of this 519-nucleotide messenger RNA. The record is from the annotation of a GenBank genome assembly. Lineage: Eukaryota; Metazoa; Arthropoda; Insecta; Diptera; Chironomidae.
UUCAGUCUCGUUUUGCGUUUCAAGCUAAUUGGAUUAAGUUAGAGUUUAAGAUGAAGUUUUUAAUAAUUUUGGCAUUAUUUACUGCCAUUGUACUCACUCAUCCUGUUGAAGAAUUCAGCCAGGAUCAAGAGAUGGCAGAACCACUUUUAUUUGUGGCUGAUUUAGAUUUUAAUAAUUUGGAUUACGAAAAUGUUGAAAGUGGACGACAGAAGCGUCAGUUUGAUGGAUUCCCUAAUCACUUUUUCCAUGGACAAUUUAAUGGACAAAACAGCAUAUAUCCAACAGAAAUUGGAUUUUCUGGACAACAACGUGCUGGAUUCUCUGGACAACAAGGAGCUGGAUUUUCUGGACAAAAUGUUGGAAUUAGCACCGGGAAUCAAGGACACAGUGGAAGAGGUCAUUAUAGCGGAAAAUAAUCGAUCAGCACACAAAGAAAUAUUUAUUGUUUUAUGGGUCAUGUACGAGAUUUAAUCAAAUCUAUGAUUUUGUAACUUUUGACUCAAUUUUCAUUCUGCGAGC